Fragaria vesca subsp. vesca is the source of this 2770-nucleotide messenger RNA. RefSeq names its product translocase of chloroplast 90, chloroplastic-like. NCBI's taxonomy places the organism in Eukaryota, Viridiplantae, Streptophyta, Magnoliopsida, Rosales, Rosaceae. Gene Ontology annotation, biological process: protein targeting to chloroplast. Gene Ontology annotation, molecular function: GTP binding. The record is from RefSeq and is a predicted model, not a curated record. Gene Ontology annotation, cellular component: chloroplast outer membrane. The coding region runs from base 108 to 2546 and encodes 812 amino acids. The transcript is spliced from 4 exons.
CCCCAAUUUCCGAAUCCCUAUAAACCUUGCUGGCUCAACUCCCCAUUCUAGGGUUUCUGAUUCUCUCAUGGCCUUGAUUCUCCUCCAUCUCCAAAGCUCAUACAAGGAUGCAGGGUUUUAGAGAUUGGGUUCUUUCUCAGCUGGUAUCCAAGUCUGUGGUCUCGCCGUUAUCAGGAAGUGAUAGUUUCUUCAGUGUGGGGCGUUCGACUAAUGAAGUGCUUACUGACCAAGGUGCUUCUGAUUCUACCACUUUGGUAGCCCCGCCCGUCCCAAAUGAAGCUUCCAACUCGUUGAAUAGGGAUCAGGAAUAUCAGUCUAGCCCUUCCCCACAGCAUGUUGUAGUUGAAAAUUCUGAUCAAUCACAUGGUGGCUCUGUUAAGAAAAAGAAGGAUCCUUUGGCAAAAAUUGAUGAUCUGCAAGCCAAAUUCUUGCAACUCCUCCGGCAGCUUGGUCUAUCAAAAGACAACCUCAUGGUGGCAAAGGUUCUUUAUCGAAUUCACCUAGCAACUGUGAUACGAGCAGAAAAGUCGGAUUUGAAAGGAGUUAAUCUCAGAGGUGACGGAAACAGAGUGAUGACAGCAGAACAAGAAGCAGCUGGCCCUCCUGAUUUGGAUUUUUCUUUGAGAAUCCUUGUCCUUGGGAAAACAGGAGUGGGGAAGAGUGCUACAAUUAAUUCUAUAUUUGAUCAAACAAAAGCGGUAACCAAUGCUUUUCGACCCGGCACAAAGCACAUUCGGGAGGUUGUGGGAACUGUGAAUGGGAUUACAGUAACUGUCAUUGAUACCCCUGGUUUUUUGCCAGGGGUAUGUACAAGUAACUUGUGCCGAAAUAAGAAGAUUAUGCUCUCUGUAAAGAGAUUUAUUAGAAAAAGUCCUCCUGACAUUGUUUUGUUCUUCGAGCGCCUUGAUCUCAUUGAUAAAAGCUAUAGUGAUCUCCCCCUUUUAAGGCUAAUUACUGAAGUUUUUGGGCGCACAAUUUGGUUUAGCACCAUUCUUGUUAUGACUCAUUCUUCCUCAGCCCUUCCAGAUGGACCAGACGGGUACCCUAUCAGCUAUGAAGCACAUGCAAGGCGAAGCACAGAUAUGGUGCAGCACUAUAUACAUCAGGCGGUGUCAGACUCCAGACUUGAAAACCCAGUACUUUUUGUUGAGAAUCAUUCUCAUUGCAAGACAAAUUUCAUGGGGGAAAAGAUACUUCCAAAUGGUCAGGUUUGGAAAUCUCAGUUUUUGUUACUAUGCAUUUGUACAAAAGUUCUAGGUGAUGUUAAUUCCCUCUUGAAAUUUAACGACAGCAUAGAACUGGGUCCCCCGGCUGCCGCCUAUGUGCCGUCUCUUCCCCAUCUCCUCUCAUCUCUUCUACAUCAUCCUAUUGUUCCAAGCGGAGUGGAAACUGAAGUAGAUGACAGCUUGUUUUCAGACAUGGAGGAAGAAGAUGAGUAUGAUCAAUUACCUGCAAUCCGAAUCCUGACAAAAGCCCAGUUUAAGAGGUUGACAAAAUCACAGAAAACAGACUAUCUCAAUGAAUUGGAUUACCGGGAGACCCUUUUUCUGAAGAAACAGUUGAAAGAAGAGUACCGUAGGCAGAUGGAAAGUAAGCUUUCCAAUGAAAAAAAUUUGGCAAGUGAUGAUAACUCUGAGAGUCAGCAGGUCUCACCAGAGGAGGCUGUUUUAUUACCAGAUAUGGAGAUCCCUUUAAGUUUUGGCUGUAAUCACCCUGCACACAGAUACCGUUGCCUUGUUGCAAGUGAUCAGUGGAUUGUGAGACCUGUUCUUGAUCCCCAGGGAUGGGAUAAUGAUGUGGGCUUUGAUGGUAUAAGCUUGGAAUCAGCUGCUCGAAUAAAUAAGGAACUCUUUACCUCUGUCAUGGGGCAGAUGAGCAAGGAUAAGCAGGAUUUUAGCAUUCAAUCAGAGUGUGCUGCAGCUUACACAAACUCCAGGGGAACUGUACAUUCUGUAGGUCUUGAUGUUCAAUCUGCCGGUAAAGAUACCAUCUAUACUUUUCACAGCAACAAGAAGCGAGCAAAUCAGAAGAAGCUGUGGGAGGAUGUCUUUGAUGGUGGAGUCUCUUUGACAUCUUUUGGGAACAAGUAUUACUUUGGUGCCAAGCUUGAAGAAACGGUUUCAAUUGGGAAGAGGUUGAAGUUUCUAGUGAAUGCAGGCCAAAUGAUGAAUGUAAGCAAAUUGAAGGUGGAUCGUGAACAAGUCGCAUAUGGUGGCUCUCUGGAAACUACUUUACGAGGUAGAGACUACCCGGUGAGAAAUGACUUUGUCACCCUGACAAUGUCAAUCCUUGCUUUCAAUAAAGAUAUGGUGUUGGGUGGAAAUUUACGGUCUGAGUCCCGGCUGGGCCGAAAUUUCAAGUUCUCAGUUAAUGCUAAUCUAAAUAGCCGCAGGAUGGGGAAGUUAAGCAUAAAGACAAGCAGCAGUGAUAGUCUGCCGUUUGGUCUGGUUGCUGCUGUCACAAUUUUUUGGACCCUCCUACGGAGAAAGGGCGUUGCAAAUUCAAGUAAUGAAUCAGGGGAAACUGAAUUAGGGGAGACUGGAUAAGUUUUGUCACCAUCUCUUUCUUCCUUUUGGAAGAUUACAACAUCAGAACUGUAGCACAGAAAUGCUCACAAGCCAUAUCUAUUUUUUGGCCAUUGUAGGCAGAGGUUAUAUGUACUCAGAGCAGGAUAUUGAGGCAGCGAAGUGUAUAGUUACAACCGUUUUUGUGGCAACAAAAUAAGCUAAAUAGAAGUAGGAGGUAACCAGUUUGGUUCAUGUUUCUCAAC